Molecule: messenger RNA, 1497 nt
Organism: Parasteatoda tepidariorum (common house spider)
Lineage: Eukaryota; Metazoa; Arthropoda; Arachnida; Araneae; Theridiidae
Gene: Agxt
Product: Alanine-glyoxylate aminotransferase
Cellular component (GO): peroxisome
Molecular function (GO): L-serine:pyruvate transaminase activity; L-alanine:glyoxylate transaminase activity
Source: RefSeq, a predicted model, not a curated record
AAAAAAAAAAAUCAUUUAAAAUUCCAAAUAACAUAUAUUCAGAGUUUCAGAAAAAAAAAAACUCUGUUAAACAUAUAAUGGUUCUUCUAACAUGCCAAAUCUUUACUCUGUUCUUAAAAUGUGCUUAUGAUGUUCUUAAAAUGAGUUUCUGUUUUUUUUCUCGUUCAAAAAAUAUGUACAAUAAUAGAAAGGCUCUACAUUAUAGUCCCAUCACAACCAAUAUAUUUAACAAUCAAGCAAUAUUAUCAAAUUUUUAAUAAUAUAAUGUUAAUAUUCAGCAAUAAAAAAUACGACAGUUUACUUUAGGUGUAUAGAAAUAGAAUUGAACUUAAAAGGGCCCCAUCAUUUUCAGUAGCUUAGGGCCCCGCCAAGCUUAAAUCCGGCCCUGACUGUAAUCACACAUUGAUGACAUUAGUUGUUAUCGCUCGUCAUCUGCAGAGUGUUGAAUGUUCGUGGUUGUCUUAUUGCGAUAUGUUAAGGGAAUGUUAAUAUUAUUAAAGUUAUGUUACUUCAUUUUUCGUCAGGAUUUUUAAUAUUCUCUCAUCUAAAUUCAUUAUCACCAAAAUCUCCAUGGUGCCUGUGAACUGCCUCACUGUUUACUUCCUUAUCAGUUAAGACUAUCUGCAAAUAGAUAUGAAGAUUCAAUUAAGAUUUAUCGCUCUGUCAAAUGCCUAAAAAUAUGAUAUUUUUAAAAUUAGAUAACACUUGUUUUGCAAGGUUUUAGAAAGGAUUGACGAUGAUGACUAAACCUCCUCCAGAAUUAUUGACUCCCCUUCAUGUACCACAAAAAUUAUUGAUGGGUCCAGGGCCAUCAAAUUGUCAUCCAAGAGUUUUACAUUCUCUCUCACAGCAAAUGCUUGGACAUUUAGAUAGGAAUUUCAUGGAGAUUAUGCAUGAAGUAAAAAUUGGAAUUAAGUAUGCUUUUCAAACUGAAAAUGAAAUGACAUUUGCUGUUAGUGGUACUGGACAUUGUGCUAUGGAAACAGCAAUUUGUAAUGUUUUGGAGCCAGAUGAUAAAUUUUUGGUUGCCUCACCUGGAAUUUGGGGAGACAGAGCUUUAAAUAUUGGUCAACGACUUGGGGCAAAAUGUCUUCAACUGAAGACACUGGAAGAUGAGGUUCUUCAAAUUAAAGAUCUAAAAAAAACUAUGAUUGAAUUUCAGCCGAAUGUAGUAUUUUUAUGUCACGGUGACAGCUCUACUGGUGUUCUUCAACCAUUACCAGACAUCAUUGAUUUUCUUAAUAGCUUUAAUUGCAUUAUUAUAGUUGAUUCAGUUGCUUCAUUAGGAGCUGUUCCAUUAUUUAUGGAUAAAUGGGGUAUUGAUGUUUUGUAUAGUGGAUCACAAAAAAUUUUGAGUGCACCACCUGGAAUUUCUCCUAUUUGCUUCAACACUAAGGCAGUAAAAAAAAUGAAGUCAAGGAAAACUCCUAUAUCAUCCUUCUAUAUGGAUGCUUUAUUAUUAGGAAAUUAUUGGAAUUGUGAUGGAGACCCCGUGAA